Molecule: messenger RNA, 5924 nt
Organism: Salvia hispanica
Lineage: Eukaryota; Viridiplantae; Streptophyta; Magnoliopsida; Lamiales; Lamiaceae
Product: histone acetyltransferase HAC1-like
Biological process (GO): positive regulation of transcription by RNA polymerase II
Cellular component (GO): transcription regulator complex; histone acetyltransferase complex
Molecular function (GO): zinc ion binding; histone acetyltransferase activity; transcription coactivator activity
Source: RefSeq, a predicted model, not a curated record
AGAAAAAAAGAAAAUUAAACAAAAAUACACAAAUUCUAAAUCAGCCCAAUUUUUUCCCCAAAUCACCGUUCUCCGCCGUAAUCGUGGCGCGACCGCCGGUUAAGCUCAGCGCCGACGUAGCUGGCUAGUUUGGCAUUUUUUACAACUUAUUUGCUUAUUUAUCUCUUCGUUUAAGCUCCGGUAUCUGUGUCUGGCUUGGACGUUUGCGGUUUAAUUGCUCUAAACUUGAUUAGAUCACAUCAAACUUUGUUCGAAUCCUUUGUUAUGGUCUUUGGCUCUAGUUGGGGGCCAAACUUCAUGUUGCAAAGAACAUAUUAUAUUGGUUUAAGAUAAAGAUGAAUUUACAGACACACCAUACAGGGCAGAUCUCGGGCCAGGUACCCAACCAAACUGGUACUAUGUUGCCUGGGCUACCACAGCAAAAUGGAAACCCUAUGGCCAGCCAAAUGCAGAAUCCUAAUAUCCAUCGAAAUGUACCCAAUAUGGAUCCAGAAACUAUUAAAAGACGCAAAUACAUGCAAGAGAAAAUUUGGAACUUUCUUAUGCAGCGGCGUCAACAAUCACCUGAGGUUCCCAACAGAAAAAUGGUUGAUAUAGUGAAACGUCUGGAAGACGGUCUAUUCAGAACUGCUGCAACAAUGGAGGAGUACCUAAACCUGGAAACUUUAGAGAGGCGUUUGCACAUUCUGAUUAAACGCUUCCCUACAAGUAAUAACAAUCAGCAGAUGCAACAUGCCAAUUCUUCCACUCCCGUCGGUACAAUGAUACCCACACCUGGGUUUCAACAAAACUCAAGCUUUGUUGGAACUUCAUCAGUGGAAAAUUCUUUCGUGAACAAUAGUAGUUCCAACACAAUCACAUCGUCUACCAUGAAUUCGGGAAGUUUUUUUCCAACUCGAAAUGGGUCUCCUGGAAGUGCACAUGGACCUUUGGCUGGUGGGUAUCAGCAGUCACCUAAUACUUUCUUGGUCAAUCCCGGUGGAAAUAACAUGAUGACGUCCAUGGGUUCGCAAAGAAUGGCAAGUCAAAUGAUCCCAACUCCUGGAAUUAGUAACUCCAACACUAGUGAUAUGAUUACUAACACUAGCAACAACAAUUCCAUGAAAAUUGAGCCAUCAGAUGUUGGAGCGUGUCCUGAUGUUGACUCUACAACUGCAUCACAGCCUAUGUUGCAAAAACAACAUGUUGGGGGUCAAAAUUCUCGUGUCUUACACAAUAUUGGUGGGCAAAUUGGUAGUGGAGGCAGUUCUACGUUACAGCAGAAAUCCUUUGGAAUAAAUCAUGGGUCCCUAAGUGGAGGGUUUGGAAUAAUGGGAAAGAAUAUGUCUGUCAUGAACAGUUCAGGAACCACCGAGGGAUAUUUAUCUGGAACUAUAUAUGGCAACUCCACCAAACCCUUGUCUCAGCAUCUUGACCAGCAUAACCAAAGACCAGUAACACAAGGUGAUGCCUAUGGAAUUGGCACUACUGAUGCUUCUGGGUCUGGAAACAUGCAUAUUCCUGUAACAACUGUUGGGUCAACGAUUAACAACCCAAGUUUGAAUGCCAUAUCCAUGCAAUCAAUGCACAGGACAGAUUCUCCUUUGAUGAUCAAUAACCAACCAAAUGUAUGUUCUUCUCAACAGGCAACUGAUUCUCAUUCAGUAGAUCAAUCACAAAAGGUGAACUUUCAAUCGCAGUAUACAGUGAAAGAAAAUCUUGUGCAACCUCAUCAACAUCAGCUGUUUCAACAGCCGUCCCAGCAGUUUCAGCAACGGCAACCUUCUCAGCAUCAAUUGCAACAAAAAAGCAAAAUGCAAAACCAGUAUUUGUUGAGAAAUGAUUCUUUCACUCAUUCCCAUUUAUCGCCCAGCAUGGCAUCUGAGGUGAAGCAGGAGAUUGGAACAGAGCAUCAUAAUGAAGGUCUACAGUCAAAAGAUACCCACUCCUUCCAUUCCGAUACCCAGAAUCAGUUCCAGUCAAACUCUCUGGAGGGCCAUUCUAGAUCUUCUCAGCCCUUUUCUCAUUCAUCUGUGCCGCAUGAUACCCCAUCACUGCAUCCACAGCAAUUUGUUUGCAACGCUCAAAGUGAUUUUACUGGUCUUUCUGGUGGUGUUCAACCAGAUGCAGCAUUGGGCGGUCAGCAGUAUUCCAAGCCUCAAGAUAUGGAUGUAUCAGGAAGACUCCCACUUAAUCAGACUAUUCAAGAGGAAAUUCAUCAAAGAUUAACCAGGCAAGAUGGAGCUCAACUAAAUAAUUUAUCCUCAGAAGAAUCUGUUAUUGGCCACUCUGGAACUUCUAGAUCAACAGAACCAGUGAACACAGGUGACCCAGCACCUCGAACUUAUAGCAUUAUUCGCGAAAAACAGUUCAAGAACCAACAGAGGUGGUUGUUAUUUUUGAGGCAUGCUCGUAGAUGUCAUUUCCCAGAAGGGAAAUGCCCUGAGCCUCACUGCUUAACUGCUCAGAAGCUGUUGAAGCAUAGUGGAAGUUGCAACUCUCUUGAGUGUACAUACCCUCGUUGCCGUGCGACAAGGGUAUUAGUCAAUCAUCAUAGGCGCUGUCAGGAUACAAAUUGCCCUGUUUGUAUACCUGUUAAAAGUUUUAUGCAGGCUCAAUUCAAGACACUUGCUCGUUCUAAUUUGAGGCCUGGGUUGCCUACAGUAGUCAAUGAAUCUUCUGGUGUCCAUGAUAUAGCUGGAACAGUGGGAAGGUUUACUCCAAAGAUAGACCCAGUGAUAGCUGAAACUCCCAAAGAUCUAGAACCUUCUACUAAACGUACAAAAGUUGAGCAAGGUUUACAGUCUCUUGUCCCUAGCAGUGGAUGCUCUGUGGCAGUGACCUCUACUGUAAGUGAUUGUCAUGUCCACGAUCUACGUCAAGGUGAAAAGGAUAGCAAUUACCAUAUUCCAGUAAAAUCUGAAAUUAGCGAUGUGAAAGUAGAGGUGAAAGUCCCUGUAAACGUUGCACAGGAAAGUCCCAAAAUUGAGAUAAAAAAGGACAACUUGGAUGAUGCAUACAUCCAAACUCCAAAAGGUGAUGAUGUCACACCUAGUGAUUCUGUUGGAUAUGGUGUUCAUCAGGUCACGAAGACAGAAAAUGAUUCGGCACAGACUAAACAAGAAAACACUCCAUUACCUCCCGAGAGUGCAUCCAAGUCUGGGAAGCCAAAAAUAAAGGGAGUAUCAAUGAUUGAAUUGUUCACGCCAGAUAUGGUCCGCCAACAUAUUAUGGGUCUCCGUCAGUGGGUAGGACAGAGCAAAGCGAAGGCAGAGAGAAACCAGGCAAUGGAGCAUUCAAUGAGUGAAAAUUCUUGCCAACUAUGUGCAGUUGAGAAGCUUACUUUUGAACCUCCUCCUAUAUAUUGUACUCCCUGUGGUACUCGCAUUAAAAGAAAUGCAAUGUAUUACACCUUUGGAUCUGGUGAAACCCGUCAUUGCUUCUGCAUUCCAUGCUAUAACAAUUCUCAUGGAGACACCAUUGCAGUAGAUGGAACACCUAUUCCAAAGGGAAGGGUGGAGAAAAAGAAAAAUGAUGAAGAGACUGAAGAAUGGUGGGUUCAAUGUGACAAAUGUGAAGCUUGGCAGCAUCAAAUCUGUGCAUUGUUUAAUGGUAGAAGAAAUAAUGGUGGAGAAGCUGAGUAUACUUGUCCAAAUUGUUAUAUGGCAGAAGUUGAAAUGGGAGAACGCGCACCAUUACCGCAGAGUGCUGUUCUCGGUGCUAAAGAUUUGCCUAGAUCACAUCUAAGUGAUCACUUGGAGCAGCGUUUAAUUGUAAAAUUGAAGGAAGAGAGGCUUGGCAGAGCAAGGAUGCAAGGCAAAAGUUAUGAUGAGAUCCCAGGAGCAGAAGAACUUGUAGUAAGAGUGGUAUCAUCAGUUGACAAAAAGUUGGAUGUUAAGCCUCGCUUCCUGGAGAUUUUCCAAGAGGAAAACUAUCCAACAGAGUACCCUUAUAGAUCUAAGGUGGUCCUGUUAUUUCAGAGAAUCGAAGGUGUUGAAGUGUGCUUGUUUGGCAUGUAUGUUCAAGAAUUUGGAUCUGAGUGCCAGCAGCCAAAUCAUCGAAGAGUCUACCUCUCUUACCUGGAUUCUGUUAAGUACUUUAGGCCAGAUGUCAAAGCUGUCUCUGGCGAGGCUCUUAGGACAUAUGUGUACCAUGAAAUUUUGAUUGGAUAUUUGGAGUACUGCAAAAUGCGUGGUUUUACAAGCUGCUACAUCUGGGCAUGCCCUCCGCUGAAGGGUGAAGACUACAUUUUGUAUUGUCACCCAGAGAUUCAAAAGACACCCAAAUCUGAUAAACUUCGAGAGUGGUACUUGGCCAUGCUACGAAAAGCCACAAAGGAAAACAUUGUCGUGGAGCUUACUAAUCUGUAUGAACAUUUCUUUGUUUCAACUGGUGAAUGUAAAGCAAAGGUAACUGCAGCUCGUCUGCCAUACUUUGAUGGAGAUUAUUGGCCUGGUGCUGCGGAGGACAUCAUCUAUCAACUGCAACAAGAAGAGGAUGGGAGAAAACAAUCUAAGAAGGGAACUUUGAAAAAGAUCACAAAAAGAGCUUUAAAAGCAUCUGGCCAAACCGAUCUUUCUAGUAACGCAUCAAAGGAUCUGAUGUUAAUGCACAGGCUUGGUGACUCCAUAACUUCAAUGAAGGAAGAUUUUAUCAUGGUUCACUUACAACAUUCAUGUACUCAUUGCUGCAUCCUAAUUGUUUCGGGAAAACGGUGGGUCUGCAAGCAGUGCAAAAAAUUUCAGAUUUGUGACAAAUGCUAUGACGCUGAGAGGAAACGUGAUGAUAGGGAUAGACAUCCUACAAACUACAAGGAUGUCCAUGCACUUUAUCCUGUUGACAUUGCUGAAGUUCCUGAUGAAACUAAAGAUAAUGAGAAUCUUGAAAGUGAAUUUUUCGACACAAGACAGGCAUUUCUCAGUCUUUGCCAAGGAAACCAUUAUCAGUACGAUACUCUUCGCCGAGCUAAGCAUUCUUCCAUGAUGGUCCUAUAUCAUCUGCACAAUCCGACUGCCCCAGCUUUUGUCACAACAUGCGUCAAAUGCCACCUUGAUAUAGAGAGUGGGCAAGGUUACCGAUGUGAGACAUGCACUGAUUAUGAUCUAUGCAAUGCCUGCUAUCAGAAGGAUGGAGGAAAAGAUCAUCCUCAUAAGUUAACUAAUAAUCAGUCCAUUGAUCCUAAUGCACAGAACAAAGAAGCCAGGCAAUUACGAGUCACACAGUUGAGGAAAAUGCUCGAGCUCCUGGUGCAUGCUUCUCAGUGCCGGUCACCCCUUUGCCAGUAUCCAAACUGUCGCAAGGUCAAAGGCCUUUUCCGCCAUGGCAUCCAGUGCAAAAAGCGUGCUUCAGGAGGCUGUCAUUUGUGUAAGAAAAUGUGGCACCUCCUCCAGCUUCACGCCCGAGCCUGCAAAGAAUCCAACUGCGGUGUACCACGAUGCUGGGACCUGAAGGAACACCUGAGAAGGCUGCAGCAACAGUCAGAUUCACGACGAAGGGCUGCUGUAAUGGAAAUGAUGAGGCAACGCGCAGCAGAGGUCGCCGGCAGUUCUUGAUCACCCCAAGUUGUACAUAGCGAUAGCGAGGCAGAAAAUACUGUAGUAAUUGGAAAAGCUACAUUUCCCUUUUCGUCUCAUUCGAUGGAAAUUGAAGAAGUAGGAUUGGAAUCUGUCACGACAGCCUGAUAGCAAUAGGAAAAGCAAAGGAGAUCGGCUUCACCAUCAACGAUGUUUCUCGAUAUUAUCAUAGGAUGUUUAUAGAUCAGCAACUUCUUUUCUUCUGCUUCAAAACUUGCUACUGUAAUUUAAAUGGGAAAAGAAGGUACAGAAAUCAGUCUUGAAUUUUUUGUAUUUGUUUACUCAGUAUUUCUUCCUUGCUAUCAUUUGAUGGCUGAGUGUAUCAUAGUAUCUUUUACUUUCAUAGUUUAAAUGGAGAAGAACAUUUUUCCA